Molecule: messenger RNA, 1320 nt
Organism: Exophiala bonariae
Lineage: Eukaryota; Fungi; Ascomycota; Eurotiomycetes; Chaetothyriales; Herpotrichiellaceae
Exons: 1
Coding region: 1-1320 (439 amino acids)
Molecular function (GO): sarcosine oxidase activity; flavin adenine dinucleotide binding; proline dehydrogenase activity
Source: RefSeq, a predicted model, not a curated record
AUGUCACUACCAUUCAUCCUGCCCUCGUCGACCUCCACGUCAACGCCCAAAACCGUUAUUGUGGUGGGGGGAGGAUGUAGUGGUCUAGCCAUGGCGGAAGCACUGCAUGAGCGGGAUCCGAUGUCAAAAAUCACAAUCAUCGAUAUGCAAUUUGAGGUGGACACCGGCAGCACUUCGGUGGCAAAUUACUCAGAACCCAAGAUCUCAGCAAGUCGUGGCUGUGGUCGCAUCAUCCGUGACGACUACAUCCAUCCAACAUAUAGGACAAUUGCCUGCGCAGCCAUGGCUCACUGGAAGCAUGUCGAACCAUGGUGCCAGUUCUACCACGAUACUGGACUUGCACUGGUGGGGAGUGGCGACAAGGAUGGGCAGCUCAAAAGAACGUUCGACAUCAGCCUUGCACAUCGCAAGUCCGCAGGGGUCAGAACCGGCCUGAAAGUCUUCAACUCCGAAACUCACAUUGAAGAGGUCUGUCAUAUCAAAGCUCUGCGAGGUGCUUGGGGAUACUUCAACCCUGAAGCUGGCUGGGUCAAUGCUGAUCACGUAACUACGGCUCUCCUCCACAAGUUGGCGACUCUCGACAAUCUCUCCAUCGAACGUGGAAAGGUAGUUUCGCUGGUGAAGGACCCGACUGGUAAGAGAGUUCUCGGGGUUGCCCUUGAAUCAAGCGAAACACUCUUUGCCGAAUUCGUGGUACUGGCCACUGGUCCUUGGACCUCCACACUGGUGGAUACAUCUGGCAUAUCCAUUGCAUCAGCCGAACCGAUGGCUUUGUUUAAGCUGCAACCAGAGCACGAAAUAGGUCUUACAAACAUGCCUGCUGUGGUUGACUUCGAGCAGAAGAUCUGCAUGACACCUCCAGUUGGACGACUUCUUCGCAUUGCCCUACACCGCCAGGACUGGCUAAACCCGUCAGACUUCGAGCAUCCCGAGACUGGCCACACGAAAGUUUCACUUCCUCUUUUUUCUGCAGAUCAUGCCAGCUCCGACACUAGAGCUGCACAUCUGGCUCUCCUGCACCACGCCCUGAAACGGGUUUCCCCCCCGGUGGACGGGACCAUUGUCGAUUUUCGAUAUUGUUGGUAUGACGAUACACUAACUAGUGACUUCAUCAUCACCCACCAUCCAAAACUCAGUGGUCUGUUCAUGUUACACGGUCUGGGUGCCCAUGGUUUCAAGUUUUUACCCGUCCUGGGUCGCUACGCUGUGGCUGCAUUGCUUGGGGAACUCGCCUCUGAAGCUCAAGCCCUGUGGCAAUGGCCACAGAAAGUGUCGGAGCGAGAACUUGAAGAUCAACAUGGCCAAGGUGGCUGGCGUUGA